ACACAGAGCAGGCAUUCAUACUCGGGCAGCGCAACGAGGGGGCUGGGGAUCGAGCGUCACUUUGGAAACUCGGGAACUCACGGAUUCUCGUGCUAAACCGGCGACAUCCUUUUCUCAUUACUGAAUAGAUGACAGCGCCUCCUCCCCAGAUGUGUUGGUGAGGCUGUAGUCGCCCAAUGAUCCAGGCACCGUCCCUGCCCCUCAUCCAACUGAUCCCUUCACCGCUCUGCUGUUGCAGGUCUCUGCUGCUGGAGUCCAAUCGCGGGAUACACGGAGGAGAGAGAGAAGGGGAAGUCAGGAGGGAAGUGAGAGCGGGUGAGUUUGGCGCAGACAUCUGUGCAUUAGCAGGUAAACUGGGGUCCAAGGUGCGCACUGAGCCGCCUAUGAUACCAACCACCCGGAUGGAAAGAACUUUAAUGUGGAAUCCUCACAGAGUUUUGCAACGGAGGCUGAGAGUAGAGACAGACUGGCAGUUUAUAUUAUAACUUAGAGGAGCCAGAGAAGAGACAGGUCAGAUCAGCAGUCACCCGACACUCCGUACUCUGUAGGACAAACAGCAACAGGGACCCGAACAGGCACAGCUGAGCAUUUGUAGGAACAGGCCUUUGCGUCCUCUGCGCACCUGGAGGUUUGUGUGUGUAGGAAGAUGUCCAGAGACGAGCAGAGCUUAUCGGAGGUGGAGCUCAGUCCCGGGAUGUCGGACGACAGCCGCUCCCUGUCCCCGGGUCACUCCUCCGGGGCCACGGGCAGCGGGGACUCGCCUUUCCGGCAGCAGGCGCAGCUGGACGACGCGUCGGCGGGCUGCUCCUCGGUGAGAUCCGACGACGAGGACGACCGCUUCCCCGCAGGAAUCCGCGAGGCGGUGAGUCAGGUUCUCAACUGCUACGACUGGACCCUCGUGCCCAUGCCCGUGCGCGUGAACACCGGCGGCAAGAGCAAGCCGCACGUGAAGAGGCCCAUGAACGCGUUCAUGGUUUGGGCGCAGGCGGCGCGGAGGAAACUGGCCGACCAACACCCGCACCUGCACAACGCGGAGCUCAGCAAGACCCUGGGGAAGCUGUGGAGACUCCUCAAUGAGAGCGACAAGCGACCCUUCAUCGAGGAAGCAGAGAGGCUGAGGAAGCAGCACAAGAAGGACUACCCUGACUACAAAUACCAGCCACGACGCCGCAAGAAUGGAAAACUUGGUUCCGGGUCAGGAAGUGAGGCCGAAGGCCAUUCGGAGGGUGAGGGCCCCCACAGCCAAUCCCACUACAAGGGCCUCCACCUGGAAAUGGCCCACAGUGGGGGAGCCGGGUCCCCUCUGGCUGAUGGGCACCACCCUCAUGCUGCAGGUCAGAGCCACAGUCCCCCCACACCCCCCACCACUCCCAAGACAGAGCCUCAGUCUGGGAAGGCAGGAGACGGAAAGAGGGAGGUUAAUGGGAACGGGGUCUCCCGUGGUACAACAGGACCGGAGGGAAGCUCAGGUGCCCCGGGAUCUGGGAAACCUCACAUUGACUUUGGUAAUGUGGACAUUGGUGAGAUGAGCCACGAGGUCAUGGCCAACAUGGAGCCGUUUGAUGUCAAUGAGUUUGACCAAUAUCUUCCCCCAAACGGGCACCCGGGGGUCGGACAGAGUGCUGGGGGGGCUGCAGCUGCAACAGCUUCUCCAGCCUCGCCGUACACCUACGGCAUCUCCUCAGCUCUGGCAGCGGCCAGUGGACACUCAGCUGCCUGGCUCUCCAAGCAGCAGCCUCCGCAGCAACAUCACGGCUCCACCCUGAGCUCAGACCCAUCCAAGGCCCAGAUUAAGAGUGAGGCUGGAGGAGCCGGGGCUCACUUUGCAGAGGCCGUCACAGCAGGUUCCCAUGUCACAUAUGCGCCUCUCAGCCUUCCUCACUACAGCUCUGCUUUCCCCUCACUGGCCUCUAGGGCUCAGUUUGCUGAAUACGCUGAUCAUCAGGCCUCAGGGUCGUACUACGCCCACUCCAGCCAGGCCUCGGGGUUGUACUCAGCCUUCUCGUACAUGGGGCCCUCCCAGAGGCCCCUGUACACGCCCAUCAGUGACCCAGCCAGUGUGCAGCAGUCGCACAGCCCCACACACUGGGAACAGCCCGUCUACACUACACUGUCGCGGCCAUGACAGAUAACGAUUCCAGAGGGCACUGGUGCAGGUUCAGCCCCCAUGUCGGACCCAAGGAGCUACAGCGGCCACAGCAGCAACAACAACAGCAGAGCCGCUGGUAUCGACGGUCAAGGUGGUCUGGGCUGUGGGGAGUGGGCAGGCACCGGAGGAGGAGGCUGGGGAGGCACGAGGGGAGGAACCCCGUACUGCGCCUUCCCAGACGCAGAAAUGCUGUCGCAGCCCAAGUAUGAGCUUGGCCCGUGGUGCUUUCGAAGCGUGGUUGAAUAUUAGGGGCGGACAGAGUAGUAGUAAGAGGGUGUUGCUUUGACGGAGCAAAGAAAAAAAAAAAAACACUCACCGAGCACUGCAGAGGUUCAGGUUAGAUUCAACAACACAACUACAAGUGUUCAACUACAAGGGGGGGGGGGGGUCAUCGGUUUGUUGACUCACUGUGAAUCGGAGGAGGGACACUGUCGUCCAAACCCCGCAAACUCAACCCGGGGGCCGGCAAGGACAGGGACAAUGGACCACAAUGAAAAGUACGUCCAGAGAUGCAAUAAGGUCAGAAGCUGGACCUGUGUAAUGUAGCGCGGACUGAGAGGGAGUCACAUUCACAGGUUCUACCGACAAGACAAAAAUGGGGGAGCCAAAUCAUUUGGCUGUGGCUCGUUUCACUUCUCAGGCAAGUCGGGCCUUUAUCGAACAGACGCUAGUGUUGUGUUGCUUUUGGAAAUCAACACAAACAAAUACUGAUGCAUUCUGUUGGAUUCUGAGGCACAUGGCUCCUGGUUGAAUUCAAACUGUUGUGCUGUGUUCACUUCAAAUGACUUUUGUACACGCAACACACAUACAUGGAAGAAAAACCAUGUUAACGUUUGUUAAGUGAAAUGUGUAUUGAGUCAGAAAAACGAGGACUAUUAUCAGGAUGGUCUAUAAAAUGUACUUGAAAUAACUAAUGUACGUAUACUGAUGCAUGCAGAUAUGAAAUAUUUGUGAAAAAAACCAAAGUUUUGAAACCAAAACUUUAGAAAUAGAAGAAACUGAAAGGUUUCUCCCGACAAGACACUGAACACUACCUUUACGUUACCUAGCUUCUUUCUUAGCCGCCAACACUUUUCCAAUGUGACGUAUAUAAAAAUUCUUGGUGUCAAAAAUUCCUGUUGCUUUUUUUUUUUUUUUCCCCACAAAAGCACUGAUGAGCGAAAAUUCAUAUUUGAUGUAUUAGUGUAGAAAAUUAACGGUCAAGAAAAUUCUAUUUAUACUUUCACUGAUUGCAAUUUGUCAGAAUAUAUGAUAGAAGCUUUGUUUUUGACUGUGACGAUGCCGUCAAACGCUUUUUGCCAUAAUUAUCUCCACUGAAAACCUGCACCGCUGCCUUCUCUCAGCCACAGAUCAACUUUUUUGAGAUGUCACAUCUUUUGAUUACAGUUUUGUAACUUUUUAAAAAGAGCUAUUUUCAUACAGUAUCAGUGUCGGUGAUGCCAAUACUGAGAAGCAGUUGCCAGAGAUUGAGCGAAUAAAAGCCAGCAGGAGUUUAAACGUUUUAACACGUCCUAAUAUUAAACAUGAACUGUGCCUUGUCCUUAAUAAUACUUGUGACUAACACGGAACAGUGAAGAGAAAAGCUGUAUUUAUCUGUAUUUGUUAAAUCCUGUUUCUGUCUUUUUACAUUUUUUUGUAAACCAUUAGUUAACCAGUUUUUUUUCCCCAUACCGUCUUUUUAUAAUCUCUCUUUAGUCUCGAUGGUGUUUCCACGUAUAAUGUCUGUCCCUCAUCUCCUACAUGUGUUUAAAAUCAUUUAUUUGUUUUUCUGUAUAUCACAGAUAUAUAUUCAUUAAUGGACACAGAUGUAAAGAAUAUGCAUGCAGCACUGCUUGUUUUAAAUCACGGUCCACUGGUGCUAUAAGCCCGUUUUUAUUUAACCAUUUACCUCCAGUAGCCAUUUUCAUCUGUAUUUUUGUAAUGUUGCUAUGAAUUUCCUAUUUAUAUUUGUUUUGUUGCUUUUUGUGUGUGUGGGUUAAAUGUUUCUCUCCAUUUUGAAGAAAACAUUUGACUGUUUCUGCCAUUUUUUGUAUUUAAUCUUUUCAUCCUUGUAUAACUGUCGCCAGCACUGUCGCCACAACUUCUAAAUAACAGCAGGACCGCAAGCCUUCAUCAUGUGAUGAUGACUAAUGAUCUUUUACCCUCACUUGAA
Paralichthys olivaceus (Japanese flounder) is the source of this 4301-nucleotide messenger RNA. Lineage: Eukaryota; Metazoa; Chordata; Actinopteri; Pleuronectiformes; Paralichthyidae. The record is from RefSeq and is a predicted model, not a curated record.